AUGAACGGCAUCGGCUCUGGUACCCUACAAAUGGGACCGAUUGCUACUACUACGACACUUGGCUCAGCUGUGAGCUUACCGACAGGGUUGGCAUUGGGCAACAUCGACAUCACCAAUUCAUGGUGUCAAUUUCCCAACUAUCAUGACAUUCGACCGGUUGAGAAUGGUAGCUACGAAACGGAGAUCGCCACUAUUAACUAUCAGGAUAUUUCGACGGCACAAAAGUAUGAACCCCUCAAGUACGACUAUGGUGAUAUUCGACCGAAACAGUAUGAGGAGCAACGUCUCUAUCACAAAGAACCAGAUCGUCCAACAGUUAAGGAAGAGGAAGUGAAAUUUGAGCACGAGGAACGUUGCGAUACAGCUGGUCGUGAUGGAGGAGCAGCUCCAGCUAAACGUGGUCGCCCUACGGAAAACCCCUGUUGGGGAUAUUUUAUUCGACUGGAUGAUCAGAAUGUUCGAUGUCGUUUGUGCAACAAGGUUGUCAAGUCGGCUUGUGCUACGAAUAUGACAAAACAUCUGGAGCGCCAUCAUCAACAAGACUAUCAGCAACUUAUUGUGCAAAUCAAACAGUACAGACAACAAAAAGGGCCUGUCUCUAGUGGCGUUUCGUCGCCGGAAGCGCAUCAACAGUCGUGUAUUCUGUCCACGAAUCACUAUGUGAAAACGGAAAACUAUGCUCAACAACUUUAUUCUCAAUUUGAAAGGGAAGAUGCUUUGCGGAACUGUACCAGCUACGAUCGGCAUGAUCCAUCCCUUUCAUGGCAGAGAAAUCAAUGGAAUCAAUGGCCAAACACCCACGACCCUACUAGCUCAAGUAUUGAUAUGACAGGAGUAAUUCACGGGUGCCUAGCAUCACCGCCAUCUGGAUGGACUACAGCCGCUCCAGGUACCUCUGGAUCCUCGGAAAAGCCUUAUAUGAAGCGAAACAGAAAGACAGAACAUCCUGUCUGGGAGUACUUCAAGCGAACAGCUGACGGAAACGCUCAAUGUGGCAUCUGUACUGGCGUGGUGAAGAGUCCGUGCUCGUCAAACUUCAUGCGUCAUCUGAUGCGACAUCAUUCUUCUGAAUACAAUGACGUAUACGUUAAAUGGGUCCAGAAGAGGGCUCCCAAUAAGUAA
Molecule: messenger RNA, 1122 nt
Organism: Haemonchus placei
Lineage: Eukaryota; Metazoa; Nematoda; Chromadorea; Rhabditida; Trichostrongylidae
Source: the annotation of a GenBank genome assembly